AUGAACCACAGCCCCCUGCACACCAUCCCGCAUCCCACAACCCACUGGCCCAACGCGCUGGCCAUGAAACAUCCCUGGCUUCUCGACUGGCCGAUUGGAUGCCAUGUUCUCAACAACCUGCUCUACCAACUCUUGCAUGGUGGAGUUGCCUCCGCGCUGCUGGCCCUGGACGGCCCGGCCAGCGCUGAGCCCAACCAGCCAGACACACGCUACGUCUUCCCAAACAUAAUCGCCACCAUGCUGCGCGGAAAGCUGAGCCUCGGAUCCCUCCAUGGGGCUGGGUAUUUUGUGCUCCAAGGCCUGCGCGUUGGUACCGUCAUCACCCUCGUCGCUUCUUUUGCUGGAUGUUGGGUUCUCAUCAUCCAGGUGGACAAGUACAAGUCCUUCUUCGUAUUCCAGUGCCUUUCCCUCUUUUUCACCUCUAUCGGCUGUCUGUUCCUCAUUAUCGCCGAGUUCCCCGUCAUCAAAUUCGUCCGCAACUUCUACCGCGAGUCAUGGCCAGUUCUGUCCGACUCUCACGGGCUUGGCUGGAUGGGUGGCAUCAUCAUCAUUAUCGGCUGCCACAUCCUGGGGUCGCUCAACCAGCAGGGCUAUGACACUGAUGCUUUUGCUGGCCACUUUUCCAAGCUGGUCCUCUCCUCGGGCAUUCUUUGCAUCAUCUUUGGCACCUUCAACAUCAUCUGCGCCCUCGUCUGGCGGGAUGCCAAGCAGGGCAUCACUUCGCGUGACGUCCGCUCCCGCGGUUCACUUGCCGCUGAUGGUGCCACGCUUCCCAGCUACAGCGCCAGCGCAGCCUCAUCCGUCCACAACGAAAAGACCAAGAACAAGUUCAUGGGCAAGAUCUUUGGGCGCCGCUCCAAGAAUGCCGAAACCCAGCCCCCCGGGAGGCCCGCCAUCAGCGCCCCAUACCCAACUGCACAAAAGAACGUCCAGACUGGUGCAACCAGCCCUAUUGUCGACGGCCUCAAGGAACCUGACGCGUCUUUUCACCCGAUGCACGGCAACCGAGCUAGCAGCCAAUACUCCGUCGUUGAUCACCUCCCUCGACAUUAA
This is a messenger RNA of Cordyceps militaris CM01, 1053 nucleotides long. RefSeq lists its product as uncharacterized. Lineage: Eukaryota; Fungi; Ascomycota; Sordariomycetes; Hypocreales; Cordycipitaceae. The record is from RefSeq and is a predicted model, not a curated record. The transcript is spliced from 3 exons. The coding region runs from base 1 to 1053 and encodes 350 amino acids.